GGUAGGAUACGAAUGUGAAGCUGGGAUGGAAAAUCUAAACCAAAGCAGGAGAGAUUUUUUUUUGCCUUUAGUGAGGGAAGAGAAAGGAACAGGGGAAGGAGAAAGAGAAGGAACGCUUGGACAGAGACAAGAAGAGACUGAGAAGACUGGCCAAACAGGAUACUACUGAAUUCCAUUCAACAUGGAAAAUAUGGAGCUGCCACCUCGACCAAAACUCUUUGACUUCCAUGGACUCUCCAUGAUCCACUAUUUCACUGACAACUGGGAAAACAUACAAAACUUCCAGGCCAGGCCAGAUGAUAUCCUCAUCGCCACAUACCCCAAAGCAGGUACCACAUGGGUCUCCUACAUUCUAGACCUGCUGUAUUUUGGUCAGACAGCCCCUGAGCGUCAGACUUCACUGCCUAUCUAUGAGAGAGUGCCAUUCCUGGAGAGUGACUUCCAUAUUCUCCCUCCAGGAACGGAGCUGGCAGACAAGUUAUCCACCUCUCCUCGCCUCAUCAAGACUCACCUCCCAGUCCAGUUGGUGCCCAAGUCCUUCUGGGAGCAGAACUGCAGGAUAGUGUAUGUGGCCCGUAAUGCCAAGGACAAUGCAAUGUCUUAUUUCCACUUUGACCGCAUGAACCAGGCACAGCCAGAGCCAGGAGACUGGAGCAACUUCUUACAGAGAUUCAUGGAUGGAAAGAGUGAGUUGGUGUUUGGUUCCUGGUACGACCAUGUGACUGGCUGGUGGGAGAGGAAACAUACUCACUCAAAACUCCACUACGUUUUCUAUGAGGAUAUGGUUGAGGAUACGGGGAGAGAGCUGGACAGGCUGUGCUCCUUCCUAGGGUUGUCUCCUUCAGCAGAGGAGAAGGAGAGGGUGAGAGGAGGAGUGCAGUUUGAUACAAUGAAGAAGAACAGCAUGGCCAACUACUCCACCGUCCCAGUCAUGGAUUUCAAGAUCUCUCCAUUCAUGCGAAAAGGAACCACAUGGGUCUCCUACAUUCUAGACCUGCUGUAUUUUGGCCAGACAGACCCUGAGCAUCAGAGACCCAUCUUUGAGAAAGCAAACAUAUCAAUGGAGCGUUAUUCCUCUCUAUGUUUGAAUAAUUCAACCAUUUGGAUCGCUAAAAGAUUCUGUUCAAGUUUCAUAUCAAGCAUAAACAAUACUGUGGUGAUCCUUGAUCGAAUACAUGUCCCACUUUUACAGAUGGAGCUGCCACCUCGACCAAAACUCUUUGACUUCCAUGGAGUCUCCAUGACCAACUACUUCACUGGCAACUGGGACAAUGUACAGAACUUCCAGGCCAGACCAGAUGACAUUCUCAUCGCUACCUACCCCAAAGCAGGAACCACAUGGGUCUCCUACAUUCUAGACCUGCUGUAUUUUGGCCAGACAGACCCUGAGCAUCAGAGACCCAUCUUUGAGAAAGUUCCUUUUCUGGAGUUGCUCAUUCCUCUUUACCCUCCAGGGGUGGAGGUGCUGGACAACUUAACCACCUCUCCUCGCCUCAUCAAGACUCACCUCCCAGUCCAGUUGCUGCCCAAGUCCUUCUGGGAGCAGAACUGCAGGAUAGUGUAUGUGGCCCGUAAUGCCAAGGAUAAUGCCGUGUCCUAUUUCCACUUUGAUCGCAUGAACCAGGCACAGCCAGAGCCAGGAGACUGGAACAACUUCUUACAGAGAUUCAUGGAUGGAAAGAUGGUGUUUGGUUCGUGGUUCAACCAUGUGACUGGCUGGUGGGAGAAGAAACAGACUCACUCCAAAAUCCUCUACCUCUUCUAUGAGGACAUGGUUGAGGAUACGAGGAGAGAGCUGGACAGGCUGUGCUCCUUCCUAGGUUUGUCUCCUUCAGCAGAGAAGAAGGAGCAGGUGAGAGGAGGAGUGCAGUUUGAUACAAUGAAGAAGAACAACAUAGCCAACUGUUCCACCCUCCCAAUCAUGGAUUUCAAAAUCUCUCCAUUCAUGCGAAAAGGAAAGGUUGGUGACUGGAUGAACCAUUUCACUGUGGCCCAGAGUGAACAGUUUGAUGAAGACUAUAAGAAGAAGAUGAAGAACACCACCGUACAGUUCCGCACUGUAGUCUAGGGGUUGUGGUCAAGUUGAUUGUCUGAUUGUUUGUGGUCAGGUUGAUUGAUUGUUUAUUUGGCGCAUAUGGACCUACGAUAGGCUCGGCUGGGGUGUCAGUCUUCCAUUGGUCCACAGUUAACUGGGUUAUGGUGUUGAAAUAUACAGGGUGAGGAUCAUAUCGUAUCAUAUCCUAGAGUGUGAAUGAGAAAAUCAUGGAGUGUCUUUUAAUAUCAUUUUUUGAGAAUGAUUGAUGCUACUUUGAGAAAUUAGCUAUAGGUUGAGAACUAAAAACAAAAGUAAAAUGAGGACAUUCUGCACAGUACAUUCUUAGCAAUGUGAGCUAUUUGUAAAUCCUCUUGCCUGGUCUGUUUUUCAGUGUAUGAGAAAAAAAACAGUGAGAGUCGAUACAGUAAUAAAUAUGUGAAUGGAGAAGAGCA
Molecule: messenger RNA, 2487 nt
Organism: Salvelinus namaycush (lake trout)
Lineage: Eukaryota; Metazoa; Chordata; Actinopteri; Salmoniformes; Salmonidae
Exons: 15
Coding region: 182-2068 (628 amino acids)
Biological process (GO): sulfation
Cellular component (GO): cytoplasm
Molecular function (GO): sulfotransferase activity
Source: RefSeq, a predicted model, not a curated record